Mangifera indica (mango) is the source of this 480-nucleotide messenger RNA. RefSeq names its product E3 ubiquitin-protein ligase MPSR1-like. The record is from RefSeq and is a predicted model, not a curated record. Lineage: Eukaryota; Viridiplantae; Streptophyta; Magnoliopsida; Sapindales; Anacardiaceae. Gene Ontology annotation, molecular function: ubiquitin protein ligase activity. Bases 1 to 480 code for a protein of 159 amino acids. Gene Ontology annotation, cellular component: cytoplasm. The transcript is spliced from 2 exons. Gene Ontology annotation, biological process: protein ubiquitination.
AUGCAGCAGAAGAUGAAGGGUCUCAUUCUUCCAUUUUCUCGUAAGGUCGUGAUUGAAGGAACGUCGAACUUGGAUCCUUUAUUGAGGAAUUUGGCUUCGAAGGCGUCUGUGGAGGCCUUGAGGAGUUUCAAAAUCGUUGAAAGUGAAGAUGAAAAAGAAGAGGAAGUAGGUGAGUGUGUAGUGUGUUUAGAAGAGCAUGUGAUUGGAGAGAUGGUGAAAGAGAUGCCAUGUAAGUAUAGGUUUCAUGCUAAGUGUAUGGAGAAGUGGGUUGGGAUUCAUGGGUCGUGUCCUGUUUGCAGAUACAGGACGCCUGUUGAUUAUGAUGAAAUUGGUCAAAAGACAGAGCAAAGGAAAGAAAUUUGGAUCAGUUUUUCUUUUAACAGUGGUAGGAGAAGUGGCGGGGAUUCUGAUUCUAAUCAAACUUCUCCUCCAGCAGAUUAUAUAUUGGAGUAUGUGGGUGUAUACUUAUUGAGUUGCUGA